UUCUUCCUUUCAAUUCUUGUUGCUAUUCUAAUAUGGUAUCAGAGCUUUAGCUCGAUCUAGCAUGACGAACUCAAGCUCAACAGCUUCCUCUUCUCCAGCUACUGGAAAUACUACAUUUCCAGCAGUGUUCCAAUCAAACUUGAUUCGAACAACUACCUUCUUUGGAAACAUCACAUUGAAUCAGUACUGCGUGCACACAAACUGUUCAAAUUUGUUGAAAAACCAGAGAUUCCUGAUCAGAUCAUCAAUGGUGAUGAUGAAGAAAACAAAACGAUAACUGAUGUGUAUGUCGUAUGGGAGCAACAGGACCAGAUGCUAUUCUCAUGGCUGCUUUCUUCUCUAUAUGAAUCCUUCCAUGCUCGCGUAAUUCAUUGUCAACACUCGCAUGAGCUCUGGAGUGUGAUUCGCAAAUAUUUUCAAUCAAACCUUGUCGCAAAAGCCAGACAGCUGAAAUCGGAACUCUACAACACUGGAAAAGGAGAACGAUCGAUUUCAGAAUACCUUCUUCGAAUUCAGACCAUCGUCGAUAAUCUCAUGACGAUCGGAGAGCCCAUAUCUACCAAGGAUCACGUGAUUCACGUCAAUGUUAUUCUCGAAGGACUUCCAGAGGAAUACGAAUCUCUGGUAUCCUCUGUAACUUCUCGAAGCGUUUUAGAUCCGGUAACUGUAUCUGAACUUGAACCUUUACUUUUACUCAAAGAGAUGUGUAUGAAAAAGCUAUGUGAGUCAACUCAACAAACUAUCUUCUCUGUCAAUGUUGCUCGAGUUGAAACCUUGUCUCUAAACAACAACUCUGAAGCGAACUCCUCUGAAAACUCUUCUGUGAACAUUGCACAAUUUCAUAACCUUAAUAACAGUGCUCCCUACAGAGGAUAAGGUCGUGGAGGCUUCAAUAGAGGUCGGAGUUCUGUAAUUUGUCAAGUGUGUGGAAAAACAGGUCAUCAUGCCUUAAUAUGCUACCAUCGUUACAAUCUUGCUUACACUAAUCCAAAUCCUCAUCCUAAUCCUAACACAGCUUAUACCACUUCUACAUCUGGACCUUCAAAUCACUGGAACUCACAGCCAUCAUAUCCACACAUUAUCAACAACAGUUUACUCAUCAACCUAACUAUACAUCCAAACAAACCACAUAUCAACAAUACACACCUUCAGUUCCUCCUGGCCACUCCUUCAACCAGCAAUCUACUACACAAGCUCCAGAUAUUUUCAAUUGGGAACAUCAUUCUCCCAGACCCUCACCUUCUGCAGCUUUUACCAGCAAUCUACUACACAAGCUCCAGAUAUUUUCAAUUGGGAACAUCAUUCUCCCAGACCCUCACCUUCUGCAGCUUCCACACACUAUUUAUCCUCAAGACUCUUCUGUCCUUGGCGGCUUGGCCCCAUUCCAUCAAUCCAACAAUGGUUUCCAGAUUCAGGAGCCACACCAUGUUACAGCUGAUCCACUGAAUUUUCAACACAAUGAACCUCGUGCUACAACUGACAAACUCUUUAUGGGCAAUGGUCAAGGUUUCUAAACAAGUUCUGUUACAUGGAGUCCUUGGUGUAGAUGGUCUGUACAAGUUUCAAUCAAUUCCUCCUCUUGGGUCAUAUCAAUCUGCUGUCAGUCAAACUACUACUCCUAUAGGGUCUACAAUAAACAAGUUUGUGUACCCCAUUUCUUUUAUUUCUACCUGUAAUACAUCUAAAUCAUGUAAUGUACCUGUUUCUUGUAUUCUGUGGCAUCUAAGACUAGGACAUCCUCACUUUGAGGCACUUAAGUCUGUACUCCAACACUGUAAUGUGUCUUCAAUUAAUAAAAGUGAUAUUUCUUUCUGUUCUGCUAGCUGUCUUGGAAAAGCACACAGAUUACCAGCACAAUCAUCUAACACUGUUUACCAUUCACCUUUUGAGUUAAUCUUCACUGAUUUAUGGGGCCCUGCACCCAUAUUAUCUUUUGAUGGUUAUUCAUAUCACAUAUGUUUCAUUGAUGCCUGCACAAAAUACACUUGGAUUUAUUUUCUGAAAAAGAAAUCUAAUGCCUUCACCGCUUUUCAAAACUUCUAUCAGUAUGUCCUAAAUCAAUUUUCAAAGUCCAUCAAGUCCAUUUAAUCUGACUGGGGAGGUGAGUUUAGG
Molecule: messenger RNA, 2112 nt
Organism: Cuscuta europaea
Lineage: Eukaryota; Viridiplantae; Streptophyta; Magnoliopsida; Solanales; Convolvulaceae
Source: the annotation of a GenBank genome assembly